CAGACGCGUCCGCCGAGGCCGUGUCUGUGAUCAAGAAACUAUCCUAAACCAUCCAAGUUGUUCACUCACUGCCACUACUAUAGCUAUCAUUGUCAUUCAGCCCCCGCUAUCACAAUACUAGAGCGGUCAACGCAUAGGUCGGGAUUAUCUUUGCACCAAGCCUGUUUAUCGCGUCCAUUAUUAGUGAAAGGAUAAACUCUAUAACUCACAGAAGGAUGCCAACUUUGCCAAGUAACAAAAAGAGUAACAGUCCUCAUUCGUUGGAAGCUAGGAUGAGAACCACGUUCGCGAGUGCUCGGACAGAGUGCGCCCACCUCGUCGAGGAAGUUGAAGUUCAUAUCAAUUCGGCGCAGACCACCCUGGCCCGUAUAAAAGAGCAGCACGAAGCAAAUCGCGCCGACUUGUCAGCGCAACUUCAGGCCAAUGAAGAGAAGAUCCAGGCGUUGUGUGCAGAGUAUCCUCAGUUGCUCGAUGACCUCGUUCCCCAGCGCAUACAAAAUGUAGAUACGAUGAAGGCUAUGGCCCAUGCAUCGGACGUGGAAAUGCGUAAAUCACGAAAGAGGCUGAUGGAGAAGGCAAAGACACGUCUCGAUGACGCACGAGAAAGGCACAAGCUCGCUAUGGAUGCCUCCGAACUCGUGAAGCGUUACAAGGCACUUGUCCUUACGCUGUAAACGUGUUUAUCCAGCGCUUUUCACUUAGGUUUUCAGUUUGUGUUCCUUCCCUCUCUGUAAUUCGUAGAUGUUCGUAUCGCCGCCUU
Messenger RNA from Suillus discolor, 760 nucleotides. RefSeq lists its product as uncharacterized. The transcript is spliced from 7 exons. The coding region runs from base 216 to 674 and encodes 152 amino acids. Lineage: Eukaryota; Fungi; Basidiomycota; Agaricomycetes; Boletales; Suillaceae. The record is from RefSeq and is a predicted model, not a curated record.